UUAAGUUUAACCAUACAUAUAAUCAGCCCAUUUCACCCCCCCCCCCCCUCCAGUGAAGAAAACUUUGAUAGAGGCUAUCAGGCAGAUCAGCACCUCCUGAACGCAGCAUUAUGUCACACAGUGUGAGUGACAGCCAUAGACAGCAUGGUUUGUGCUUCUUUAAGAAUGGAUAGAGAGAGAGAUGAGGCAAGGAAUGGGCAGGGCUGCACAUAAUUAUAGUAACUGAUCCUGUCCUUCAGUCCCAGACUCACUCACUGCACACACAUAAGGGAGCAGAGUCUGCAGAGCAGGGGAGAGACAGGGGGAGCUGCAGGACCCCCUCCCCCAAUUACAGCCCUGAAUUACCUGGCUGUAGGUGGGAUGCCCCUGACCCAGAUACUGAGAAAACCGAGGGACUGACCUCUGUACCAUGGCCUCUCCGUGCUUUUCCCGACUUCACAUGGAUGAGAACUUGCAGGUGAUGCAGACUGGGUCAAUGAUGAGAAAAGUAAAAUCCAGAAACUGGAAAAAGCAACGAUAUUUCAAACUACAAGAGGACUGCAUGACCAUCUGGUACAAGUCAAAGAAGACUGGGAACACUAAGUCCACCUUUUCCAUUAGUGAUAUUGAGACCAUUCGAGAAGGCUACCAGUCUGAGGUCCUGCAGAGCAUCGCCGAUGAGUUUCCAUCUGACCUCUGUUUUACCAUCGUCUUCCAUGGCCGACGCCGGAACCUCGACUUAAUUGCCAACACACCAGAGGAGGCUCAACUCUGGAUUCAAGGCCUGGAAAAACUAGUAGAGGCUGUGACAAAGAUGGAUCAAAAGGAGAAGAUGGACCAAUGGAUUGGUGAUUGGUUUGUGAAGGCAGACAAAAACAAGGAUGGCCGUAUGAACUUCAAGGAGGUCCAAGACCUGCUGAAGAUGAUGAAUGUUGAUAUGAACGAACAUCACGCCUACCGUCUGUUUCAGAUGGCGGACAAGUCAGAGUCCAGCACUCUGGAGGGCGAUGAGUUUGUGUUGUUUUAUAAAGCUCUAACACAAAGGGUUGAGGUACUGAAAAUAUUCCAAGACUUCUCCAAGGACGGCAAGAAGCUCACAUUGCUCGAAUUUGUGGAUUUCCUGCGUCAGGAGCAACUGGAAUUAGACAACGCAGAGGAGUUUGCUAUGGACCUUAUUGCUCGAUAUGAGCCAUCGGAAACAGCACAGACACUCCAUGCCAUGAGCAUCGAUGGCUUCCAAGCAUACUUGUGUUCACCAGAAGGAUCCAUCUUCAACUUCGAACACGAGCAGCUUUUCCUAGAUAUGACACAACCGCUGUCUCAUUACUUCAUCUCAUCCUCUCAUAACACGUACCUUAUGGAGGACCAGCUCCGAGGGCAGAGCAGUAUCGAGGGUUAUAUCAAGGCUCUUAAACGUGGGUGUCGGUGCGUGGAGGUCGAUACCUGGGACGGUCCAAACGGAGAACCCAUGGUGUAUCACGGGCAUACAUUUACCUCCAAAAUCCUCUUCAAAGAUGUGAUUUCUGUCAUCAAUAAGUAUGCCUUCAGGGUGUCGGAAUACCCCGUCAUUCUGUCCCUGGAAAAUCACUGUGGAGUGGAGCAGCAGGAUGUGAUGGCACAGCACCUGAAAUGCAUUCUGGGAGAUAAACUUGUGACGAAUACCUUAGAUGGACGCGUCCCUGUACACUUACCGUCUCCUGAGGAGCUCCGGGGAAGGAUACUCUUAAAAGGCAAGAAGAUUGGGGGUUUGAUAGAUCAAGCAGAGGAGCAGCACGAAGACGCAAACAUGGGGGACGGGUCAGAGGAGGACGAUAAUACUGAAAUGGAUGAAGAUAAUCUCCGAAAUGAGGAUAAAAAAGCUUCAAAGAAGGCAAAAGAUCGCCUAUCAGAGGAGCUGUCCGACUGCAUCAUUUAUUGCAAGAGCGUUCCUUUUGAGAGCUUCAGACACUCAAGAGCUCACUACCAGAUUUACGAGAUGUCUUCAUUCACUGAAUACAAGGCCAGGAAACUGGUCAGGGAACUGGGUAAUGAAUUUGUCCGUCAUAAUGCCUGGCAAAUGACCCGAAUUUACCCAACUGGACUGAGGACUGACUCCUCAAACUACAACCCGAAGGACAUGUGGAAUGUUGGAUGCCAAAUGGUGGCACUGAACUUCCAGACGGCUGGGGUGGAAAUGGAUUUAAAUGAUGGACUCUUCCGGCAGAAUGCACAUUCCGGCUACAUUCUGAAGCCUUGGUUCCUGAGACACGUUGAGUCGACCUUUAAUCCUGAGCAACCACAGGACACUGAUGGAUUCUCCCCCGUCAACCUCUCGAUACAGGUUAUAAGUGCUCAACAGCUCCCUAAGGUUGAGAACAGCAAAGAGGGAUCCAUUGUGGACCCUUUGGUACGAGUGGAGAUCUUUGGAGUUCCCAUGGACCAAAUGAAACAGGAGACAAAAUAUAUAGACAAUAAUGGAUUUAAUCCUAUAUGGUACGAGACGCUGCAAUUUAAGAUCCACGUUCCUGAACUGGCCCUCGUCAGGUUUGUGGUGGAAGAUUACGAUAAAACAACAAGGAAUGAUUUUAUAGGACAAUACACAUUGCCCUUCAAAAGCAUCAAAUCUGGUUAUCGCCAUAUUCACCUUCUUUCAAAGGAUGGUACCAAGAUCCCUCCAGCAUCUGUAUUUGUUUACAUACGAAUUACCGACACAAGUCUUCCUCCUCCUCUGCAGCCAGACACAUAGACUCGGCCUAGGGGUGCCGCCACGUCUCGGCGAUCGAGGCUGCAGUGCCAGUACCCGAAAUUCCAGACUAUAACUUUAUAUCCUGCUAUAUUUUGCACGUCUUAACCAAAACACUAUUGUUGUACAUAGUUAUACAUAUUUCAAUUAUUUAACUUUAUUUUUAACGUGUAUAUUGCAAAAGGUUAAUACUCUGGUGCUAUUCUGGUUCUGAAGCUACUUUCUCACUAGAAGAGCAUCCAAUCUUUCUGGAAGGCCAAGUCAUGCAUGGAUGGGCAAUAUCGCCCCCUGCAGCAACAACAGUGUUAUUUACCCAACCAGAGAAAACGCACUAACAGUUCCAACCUUUGUGGCAUAAUACCGAAGUAUUACAUUCUUAUAGAGCGAAAGUGAUUACAGUUACCGUAUUAACAAACUAUUAAACAUAAAUAAACAUAAAAGUAUUAAAUAUUAACUUUACUUGUUUACAAUGGGAAAAUGUUUGUGAAAACUGUGUAGUGAGUGAAUAUUGUGAUACU
Molecule: messenger RNA, 3219 nt
Organism: Pelobates fuscus (common spadefoot toad)
Lineage: Eukaryota; Metazoa; Chordata; Amphibia; Anura; Pelobatidae
Gene: PLCD4
Product: phospholipase C delta 4
Exons: 16
Coding region: 410-2704 (764 amino acids)
Biological process (GO): phosphatidylinositol-mediated signaling; lipid metabolic process; release of sequestered calcium ion into cytosol
Molecular function (GO): phosphatidylinositol-4,5-bisphosphate phospholipase C activity; calcium ion binding
Source: RefSeq, a predicted model, not a curated record